AGUAUUUCUGGUAGGCGUGGCUGGUAGGGUUGUGUGCAUAUCCGCUUGGGCCUGGGGGCCGGGGAUAGGUUGCUCAUGUCCGUGCAAGAAGUCGUUGCCGGCUCUGAGAUACGAGGUGGAGGCUUCGCUAAGAGGAAAAAGGAGGGAAGAAUCAUAAGCAGCAGUAUCGAUCGUCUGAAAAGUCAAACACUCCGAGCUCACCUGCAGUACCCGGGUUUCUAUGAAGAAGAAAAAAACAAAAAAAAACAUUCUACUCAUUCAAGUAGCUACGGAGGAUUGCACGUCCCUUUGAGCAAAACCGCAGAAACCCCUACGGUGGAGACUUCGGUCAACACCCUGGACUGAUUUGACUGAGAAUGGCUAACUACACAAACAUGUCCGAUACGUUCAUCUUUAACGACACUGAAAACUCGACAGAGUUCAACUGUCUUGCGGACGACAUCAGCGAUUCAAACGUCACAAACAGCACCUUUUGGAGGAUAUUUCUAAAGAAAGGCGCCCCGGCAGUUUCCGUGGUGUUCGGAAUAUAUUUCCUACUGGCCUUCAUUUGGAAUCUGUUCAUAAUCGUCACGUUUCUCAACAAACGCAAGUUGCUACGGGAACCGGCAAACAUUCUCCUCCUCAAUCUGGCCAUCGCCGACCUCACCGUUGCCAUGACGCAGAUGUUUUUCAGCAUGGUUACCGCGGCAUACGUGGAAUUCGUUUUCGGUGCCAGCGACGUGGUGCGGUGCGGGAUGUGCGAUUUCACCGGUGUCUUCUUCAUGUUGCUCUACGCUGUUUCCGUGCACACCCUGGCGGUACUCUCGUUCGACCGGUUUCUCCUCCUCUUCCGCCCGUUUCGCUACAAGAAGAUCAUGACGCCGCGCAACACGGUCAUAAUCGUGGUCCUGGUUUGGGUCAUUUCGGCAGUUAUCUCUCUCCCUCCACUUGGCGGAUUCGGACAAAUCGAGUUCAAUCGCAGAUUCGGUUCCUGCGUACCGAGAUUUGGCGGAACGAACCUCCGUUCUGGCCUCAAUAACUUCUACUACAUUGUGUACGUUACCAUCACCAGCCUGUUUCCAAUAGUAACGAUCGCCGUGUGCAGUUUCUGGACGUACAGGUUCAUAAACAAGUUCCUGAGACGAAACUAUCGCCGACGGUCGUUUUACAGUCGCCGUGGGCGCGACAGCGGGGUUCAGCAACAGCAGGAAGACACGCGCUACCAUCACCAACAGCAACAACUGGUCAAGGUGUUCGGGGCGCUGCUCGUGAGCAACAUCGUCUCUUGGUUUCCUGUUAUUCUAGUUGUCGUGGUAAUCGCUGCCCUCGGUGGCCGACCAGAGAAAGUGCCCGAUGCUGUGUACGUCGUCGGUUGGGUUUGCUUCCUAACCGCUCCCGUUUUUCAUCCAAUCAUCGAGUCUUUCUUCGUAAAAGACAUGCGUCUCGUGGUGUGCAAGGGCAUCACCCGAGUCAACAGAGCGGGCUCUUUCAUUGCCCGAUCGACCACGGGCAUGUUUGCAAACAAGGACAUGGAAAUGGCAAACGAGAAGGCAGAGGACACAGAGUACGUGAGCAAGAGAAAGAUUAAGUUUUUCAGGAGGGGUGGAUCGAAACGGAGUCGACUCACCAGCCAGCUCUCCAUGACAACGGAAGUGACCGACAUUCCGUUGCCGAGUUCCCGUAACAACACUCCGAGUCCGUCGGUGACACAGAAACUGGAGCAAGCCAACCGCGCAGCCACCGCAACAGUUGACGCGGUCCAACUGAGAGAUAAGUCUUCACCGAAUGAUGACGCUGAGUGUUUUUCGUCCAAACCGGCCCGACGAAUCACAUUCUCUGACGAGUCUCCGCCCCUUUUACACCGCGACGAGGGCUCCGUAUCCGGGGAAACGGCCGAGUCACCGGUCACCAGAAAUGGAGUCAGGAAAUCUGCGAUGAAGUUGUCGAGUCGCGAUCGUCCUGUCGUUGACCCCUGUCGGCGAAAUCGAUCCUGAAGACAGCAAUUCAUCCGCAGACGGAGUGUAUUUGCUGUCCAGCCAGCCCCCAGAAUCUCACAGAUGGAGGACGUGGAAUGGAAUCAGAUCUGACUCUAUCGGGGUACGGGAACCGGACGGUGCAAGAGAGCGAGCAGCUGCACGAGGAGCCGGGAAGCCCGUCAAAUUCAAACGGAGAGGGCGACAAUGCGAGCGAACUAAAACUGCUAGAGACGGUCUACGACUCAGAAAGAAGCAAGCGGGACAUUAGUUUGAUUUUCAUAUUUUUUCGUGUUUGUUGUGUCGUGUCCGUUUUUGCAUCAUGCAACAUGCAUGUACAUAUACCUGUGCUAUAUGUAGAAUAUGAUCAUAUCACACCACACACCUAUAUAACAAACUAACCACCUUUGCAUCACUGACAAAAUUUUUAAUGCGAACUUUCCAACUGCAGAAAUGCACAAUUCAGCUAUAAUAAUAGAACCAACGAUAAUUAAUUCGAUCCCCAGCACAUUUCGAAUUCCUUUCAUGGGCAUAACUUAGGUCGAGCAUUACAAUACUGAAGAAACCCUGCAAACGAUAUGAAUCAUGGCGCAAGUAUAGUGCUUAUGAAACAACACAACUACGUACACAUUAUAUAGCCAGAACAACAACAACAAACGAAAAACAACAACAAGCAACAGAAUUGCAAUUUGCACAAUGAGGAAUGAACUGUGGCAGUGAUGACAUGAAGUUAUGUAAGGUGACUUCACAAGUUUCACAGUCUCUGGAUCCUCUGCAGCAGUCCGGGAUCCAGGUACGGGAGUCC
Geodia barretti is the source of this 2757-nucleotide messenger RNA. Lineage: Eukaryota; Metazoa; Porifera; Demospongiae; Tetractinellida; Geodiidae. The record is from the annotation of a GenBank genome assembly.